AUGUCCAAGCCCUCGAAGCGCAUGUCCCUGCCAGCAUCUGUCCUCUCUAGCUCCAGUCCUGCUGCUUCCUCUCCUAUCGCAAGCAGGCCGCAGCCGUUGGUUCUCCAGAAGCACUGUCAUGGCUGUAGCAAGCAGAUCCAUCAGGCCAAGGUCUUUGUCGAGCCUGGCAGGCCUACGAUUAUCUACUGCGAAAAGUGUUACAUUGAAAAGUUCACCAAGGGAAACUGCCCAUCUUGCUACAAGCCCGUCCUCACAAAGUCUGAUCCAUAUGUGACCCACAACAGGCGAUCCUGGCAUACAGCUUGCUUUGCCUGCUUCAAAUGCCGUCUGAACUUGUCGACGAAACCAAUGGUAGAUUUGAAAGGACGCCCUUGCUGCGAGGAAUGCUUGAUGGCACAGGCAGGAGCAGAGCAACAGAGUCCUGUGCAGGAAGGCGAAAGGACAUUCGGAGAUAGUCUCACUCCAGCAGAUCGAUCCCUCAGCAGCUCACCCACACCAUCGCCUCUUCGUUAUCCAAACGGUUUGAGGGCUUCGACUAAUGACCUUGACGACACAUUGGACCUGACCAAACGACUCCAGCUAAACACCUCGCCUCGAGAUCUCAACACGGAUUAUAACCUUGGCCAGACCAACUCACCUCUCUCUGCUCAAAGCUACUCCAGCCAGUCAUCAUUCGGAGCACCCUUCAAGGCAAGCGCCUCUAGCGGACACACCAGCGGGACUUCUUCGACACAUUCCAGUCUGGGUCGUAACAAGCUCCCCGAGCAAAGCCCAUCUUCUACGGUCAGUCUUUUGAAGAGCGAGCAGAGUCUGUCGGUAGGAGGUCCACUCUUUUCGUAUCAGAGACCUGGAUCUGCACUGUCGAUUCACUCCUACACCAGCUCCAGACCAGAAUCACCUGCACAGCAUGGCCAAGACCACAGCUUCAAUUCUACAGAUGAUCUGGACUCCAGUCUCCGGGACAAGGGAUCGAGUAAAAAUGAGGCAGAAUGGAAUAGCAGGUCAGAGUCGACUGUCCAUGGACUGCGUCGAUCGAGAUCACCGUCUUUGAGUGGUCUAGACAGCUUGGAUACGGGGCUCUCUCGGCCUCAGACCAACGGAGGAUCUAAGUAUGAGCAGAACGCUCUGCCCAACAACACGCUUCCCGGAACUCCCUUCAGCAAACUCUCGUCGUUGGAUGCUUACCCAGCCUCGGUUAAGGUGGAUCCCGUAGUCCUUGAAGCCCAGCCUAAACAGCAGGUUCAACAGGCUCAGCAGGCAUCAAUUCCUCCCAUCGGUCGCUCUCGCUCGCGCUCCACUGUGGCACCGUCUUCCAUGGGAAUGGUGAGGGCAAGAACGGAAGCAUGGAUGAACCAGGCUCAAUCAGCUACCUCUCCACCUCUCAAGGCACCUGGUUCGCAAUUUAUUAUUCCCGGUCGCACAAGCGGAUUUGGUAGCGAAAGUAGGAACGUUUCAUCCUUCAACGUAUCUCUCAGGCAGUCGAACGUCAAUCUCUCCGAAAAGGAUGUUAAAGGCCCCAAAGCAACAGUUGCACCAUUGGAAGCUGAACCGAACCGACCUACGCUACAUCGUCAUGGACGCCAGCGAUCCAACACUGUGGGCGAGGCGAUCAGCUCCCCUACUGUCAAGGUGGAUACUCCUUUGUCCAGUCCUGCUCAACAACGCGCUGCCGGCUCCAUCCCCGAAGGACAUUGUCACAAGUGUUUUGAACGUGUUACCGAGAACGGAAUCCGUCUGCAGAAUGGAGACCGCUACCACAUCGGGUGCUUCCUCUGUAACGGAUGCAAGCAGGUUUUUACCGAGUCGGAGUUCCACAUUGUCUACGGUCGGCCUUACCAUCCUAAUUGCGUAUCUAUGGCUGGACCAUCCAGCAUGAUGGGAGUGGUGACAAAGUGCCAGCAAUGCCACAAGGUGAUCGGCAGUAAGGCUAUCCGGUUUGCCGGUCAGUCCUUCCACCCUCAAUGCUUCACCUGCACUCAUUGCAGCAAGGUACUUCAGAGCACUAGCAAGUUUUUUGAGGUCGACGGACGGGUCGAGUGCGACCAAUGCUGUGAAGAACGAGACCGAGUCAGACUUGCUCCCAAGAUUGUCCCAGUUGCGCGAACGGCCGAUCACUUCCCGGCGGCACCCUCCAUGGUAGCCUCUGGUCCUGGGCUGAUGGCGACGACUGUUGUAGGCUCGUCGCAUGACGGUCUUUCGCGAUCUGGAUCAGGCUAUGGGUCUCCUAUGAGUGCCAAUGCCAGCGGUACUUCCUCACCCUUGAGAUCGCCAGGAUCGCCAGUAUUCUCGUACUCGUCGUCAGCGAACCUUCUUUCAGACUCGCGUGAUCAGUUCGACGGAGGAAGUGAGCACGGGGGCAUGGCAUCGCCUGUGCUGAUGAUGGCGUCUCCAGCAGCUGUCCGGUCGACCCCACCUCCAUUGACAUCGUUGUUCAGCACAAGAACACGACCCCUGCCCAAGUUUGGAGGUGUGAUGACCUGUCCUCGGUGCCAACAGGCCGUGGGAGUGAUGGAUCAGGUUCCAGGCCCUAAGGGCGAGAAGUGGCAUAAGAGGUGUUUGAAUUGCAAGGAGUGCAAGAAGGUCUUGGACUCGAGCGCUCUUACCCGAGGAGAGGGCGAGGCCUUUUGCCGCGGAUGCUUCAACAAAACGCGCGUUCGCGUUUGA
Messenger RNA from Linnemannia hyalina, 2664 nucleotides. The record is from the annotation of a GenBank genome assembly. Lineage: Eukaryota; Fungi; Mortierellomycota; Mortierellomycetes; Mortierellales; Mortierellaceae.